AUGAACUUCGCACAGGUCGUCAAACCUUCGCUCGAGCAAGAGCGGGCCCAAGAGCGACGGGCAGUGAACGUUGUCCUACCGGCGAUCCGCGCCGAUACAUGUAGGCCAGGUGAAGAUCAGUUGGACUUCGAGGAACGCGGCAUCGAUGCGGCUCGAAAGUCAGAGCGCAGCUCCAGGCACCGGCCCUACCACAUCCCUAGCAUGGCGACUGGGGCGCAUCGUCAAACGCAACAAGAGAGACGCAAGGCGAGCGAAAACGAUCUGCCGCCCCUGCGUCUGCUCAUAAAUCAGAUAGAGUACGACGAACACAGGCGAGUGCAAAUGCGCGCGCAAUUUAGGUUUCAAGUUCCUUUCGCAGACAAACUUCCCAUCCCCGCGGCUGCCCCCAUGAAGCGCAGCUCGUUCACACCCUCGCGUCACGAAGACGGUGCGGGAAUGGUGGCGUCUGUUCCUGUCCAGCAGCCUAUGGUGUCGUCGUCGUUACGUGCUCCCAUUCCCUCUGUGCCGACCUCCCAGCAGCUAGUUGCUGGUUCCAUCAGUCUUGCCUUCUUCAAUUCGCGCUCCUUUGUUCCAAUGCAUGGAAGUCCCUCCUUCUCCGCCAACGAAUCUAGGGGCGCUGGGGCGCACGCCUUGUGA
Molecule: messenger RNA, 636 nt
Organism: Dichomitus squalens LYAD-421 SS1
Lineage: Eukaryota; Fungi; Basidiomycota; Agaricomycetes; Polyporales; Polyporaceae
Exons: 1
Coding region: 1-636 (211 amino acids)
Source: RefSeq, a predicted model, not a curated record